GAUGAAGAGGAGCUGAGAGUCUGCAGCACAGGGGGAAAACCGCAGGAGCCCAGAGGGGGUCGGUGUACUGAGCCUGGACCUCCAGUAGCCGCACAGGGUGCAGUAGAGCCCAUGCAGAUUGACGUAGAUCCACAAGAAGAUCAGCAAAAUGCACCUGAUAUCAACUAUGUGGUGGAGAACCCCACUCUGGAUUUGGAGCAGUAUGCGUCCAGCUACAGUGGUCUGAUGCGAAUUGAGCGGCUGCAAUUUAUUGCUGAUCACUGCCCACAGCUGCGGGUGGAAGCUCUCAAGAUGGCACUGUCAUUUGUCCAGAGAACUUUCAAUGUUGAUGUGUACGAAGAAAUCCACAGAAAGUUGUCUGAGGCCACCAGAGAACUGCAGAAUACACCUGAUGCUGUCCCUGAUAGUGGAAUUGAACCCCCUCCUCUUGACACAGCUUGGGUUGAAGCUACACGCAAAAAAGCUCUUCUUAAACUGGAGAAACUCGACACAGAUCUGAAAAAUUACAAAGGGAACUCCAUCAAAGAGAGUAUCAGGAGAGGCCAUGAUGACUUAGGUGAUCAUUACCUUGACUGUGGGGACCUCAGCAACGCUCUCAAGUGUUACUCACGAGCCCGUGAUUACUGCACCAGUGCUAAACAUGUUAUCAACAUGUGUCUCAAUGUCAUCAAGGUCAGUGUCUACCUCCAGAAUUGGUCUCAUGUUCUGAGCUAUGUAAGCAAGGCUGAGUCUACACCAGAAAUUGCAGAACAAAGAGGAGAAAGAGACAGCCAGACACAAGCAAUUCUCACCAAACUGAAAUGUGCAGCAGGCUUGGCCGAACUAGCUGCUCGGAAGUACAAACAGGCAGCAAAGUGUUUCUUGUUGGCAUCAUUUGAUCACUGUGAUUUCCCUGAGCUGUUAUCUCCUAGCAAUGUGGCUGUGUAUGGUGGUCUCUGUGCCCUUGCUACCUUUGACCGUCAGGAACUGCAACGAAAUGUUAUCUCCAGCAGCUCCUUCAAAUUGUUUUUGGAGCUGGAGCCACAGGUUCGUGACAUCAUCUUCAAGUUUUAUGAAUCUAAAUAUGCUUCAUGCCUGAAGAUGCUGGAUGAGAUGAAGGACAACCUGCUACUGGAUAUGUACCUUGCACCUCAUGUCAGGACACUUUAUACCCAGAUUCGAAAUCGUGCCCUUAUCCAGUACUUCAGCCCUUAUGUGUCGGCAGAUAUGCGCAAGAUGGCCACUGCUUUUAACACCACAGUGGCUGCUCUGGAAGAUGAACUUACUCAGCUGAUCCUGGAGGGACUGAUCAAUGCCAGAAUAGACUCGCACAGUAAGAUUCUUUAUGCUCGAGAUGUAGAUCAGCGCAGCACAACUUUUGAGAAGUCUUUACUAAUGGGCAAAGAGUUUCAGCGACGUGCCAAAGCUAUGAUCCUGCGAGCUGCAGUCUUGCGCAACCAGAUACAUGUCAAGUCUCCUCCAAGAGAAGGUAGCCAAGGGGAGCUUACUCCAGCUAACAGCCAGUCCAGGAUGAGCACCAACAUGUGAAAAACUUCGUGGACUACCAAAAGAAAUGGUCCCUCCAGGACUGUACCCAGUGUCUCACCCACUAACUGCUGAGCUUCACAAACUGUCCCUGUCUCCCUCACUUCUUGCUUGGAUUGAGAGGGUCAGGGCUGAUGGUGGAUAAUAUGAAUAUUCCAAUAACUUCAAUUCUCCUUGAAAAGUAAUUCUUUCUAAAAACAGCAUCCCUGCAAUGGGUCAUCAUUUCAGUUUUGGUAGAACAUCUUCCUCCAUUCUCCUUCUUCCACCACUCCGUAAAGAGCUUGUCAGGUUAUUCAUACAGAUGCUGAUUUGAGAGUUUUUCAGCUGCUAUUAGUUUUCUUGUUUCGAAGCUGCAAAAAUAGUUAGUGGUAAGUUGAAUGGACAGGCGUGAUCUAAGAUGAAUUUCGCUGGCCUGAAAGUAUUGCCUUGAUUCUGAGCAAUGCUGAGCUUUCUGUUUAUUCCAGAUAAACUUAGAAGUGCAUUGCUCUCAAUUAUGGAGCUAGAGUUCUGAUGGGAGAGGAGGUUUCCUUUGAGAAACUCUUAAUGAUUUUUCACCUACACCAGAAAACAUGGCACCGCUUCCAUGCAUUCAGCCACAGGCCUUUAUUUUAGGGUGUUACGUUUACCUGGAUCCAGGUUCUUUCUCUCUGGUCUCUGUUUUUAAAGACCUGUUUCCUGAUGUGUUUCCCACUUGUGCAUGGCCUGGCUUUGGGGUCCAGUGUUAUCAUAGCAGUAAAUCUCUACUUCAUGCAAAUAUUGCUGCUUGUCCAGUCUUACUGCCAUAGUGUGUGAUGGUUUCCCAACAUGUGCAAGAGUUGCUUCUGGUAGCAUGGAUAAAUGCCAUAAAAUACCACUCGAGUCCUGUGGAAGAGCUGAAAGCAGCCAGUCUAGGUGCCUGCUCUCCAGGUGCAUUUAUUCUGCUUUUCCUUUUAUAAAGGGAUUAAAGUGGCAGCCCAGGUGUGUGUGUGUGUGUGUGUUCGGUGUUAAUGAAAGGAGAUACGCACUGAAUUUUCUGAAGUCACUGCAGCCUUGCAUUCAUCUAGUUCAGGCAAGCUAAGAAUUUUGAUCCAGCCCUGACUGGUCUGGCAACUGACUACAGAUGUUACUGUUAAUGUGUU
Molecule: messenger RNA, 2642 nt
Organism: Gymnogyps californianus (California condor)
Lineage: Eukaryota; Metazoa; Chordata; Aves; Accipitriformes; Cathartidae
Gene: GPS1
Product: G protein pathway suppressor 1
Exons: 14
Coding region: 112-1527 (471 amino acids)
Cellular component (GO): COP9 signalosome
Source: RefSeq, a predicted model, not a curated record